UUUGCCAUUUCAGGUUCCCAAACCAAGCCCUUCACGUCACUUCGCUUCCUGACCGAGCCCUUGGACGCCGUCACCAUGCGCGGCGGCGCGGUGCUGUUGAACUGCGUGGCCGAAUCGGACCGCGGAGCCCCCGUUCUCAAAUGGAAGAAAGACGCCGCCUUCCUCAACCUGGCGGUGGACGAGAGGAGGCAGCAGUUGGCCAACGGCUCCCUCCUCAUCCAAAACAUCGUCCACUCCCGGCACCACAAACCCGACGAGGGGCUCUACCAGUGCGAAGCAUCCUUGGACGGCGUCGGGGCCAUCAUCAGCCGAGCCGCUAAGGUCAUGGUAGCAGGCUCCGAAAGCGAUUUCGCCGCGCUUUUCGAAGCAUUAACGGUCAAUAAAGCGGUCGCCGCUAAAAG
Messenger RNA from Mesitornis unicolor (brown roatelo), 401 nucleotides. RefSeq names its product netrin receptor DCC-like. Gene Ontology annotation, biological process: cell-cell adhesion. The annotation marks the transcript as partial. The record is from RefSeq and is a predicted model, not a curated record. The transcript is spliced from 2 exons. Lineage: Eukaryota; Metazoa; Chordata; Aves; Mesitornithiformes; Mesitornithidae.